This is a messenger RNA of Lactuca saligna, 462 nucleotides long. Lineage: Eukaryota; Viridiplantae; Streptophyta; Magnoliopsida; Asterales; Asteraceae. The record is from the annotation of a GenBank genome assembly.
AUGGGUAGGCAAUCUACGAAGGGACCUCCAAAAACUGGUGAGCCUUCAACUAAAAAUGAAGAAAAGCCAAAAUCGACAAACGAACCAAAGAAUAAUCAAGCUUUAGGUUCAAAAGGCAAAGAAAAACUCGUAGAUGAUGAAGAUGAAGAAGAUGAUGAAACCGAACAACUUAAGCAAAAAGCUGAAUGUGAAGCUCAAGUCACUUUGGAAAGGCCAAUUGAGACCGAUAGCUUCCCAAACGCUCGUUUCAAGGUUACUAGAGGUGCUACGGGUCAAGAAUGCGAGUUUACUCUUGCUGAACAACCUUGCUUGAACUUGUACGACUGGAUUUUACUGCUCAAUUUGUUGCUCAGGGAUGAACAAAAGUAUGAACCCUUUAUUGCUCAUCUCAAGCGAAUGUUAGUUUUGUACAUUCAAGUGGUUGGUAAAAUGGACAUUAAGAUUGCAUCACUUUUCAGAUAG